AUGAAUAAGUGUCAUUUAUAUGAUAAUAAAGUAUAUUUCAAUGAGAAAUUCAUUAGCAAUCCUUUUAGUUAUAGAAAUGAAAUGACAUUAGAAGGAAUAAAAUAAUUUUUUAUUCAAAUUGAUAAAGAAGAAUGGAAGUUCGAGACUUUAUGUGAAAUAUAUAACACAUUAACUAUUACUUAAUCAAUUAUCUAUUGUUCUAACAGGGAAAAGUGUAAUUGGUUGGCAAAUUAAAUGAUAGAAAAUUAAUUUACUGUAGUUUAAAUGCAUGAAAAUAUGAGUUAAUAAGAAAGAGAUAAAAUAAUGGCUGGCUUUAAAUAAGGAAAUUAUAAAGUCUUAAUUACUAGCGAAAUCUUUGGGAGAAGUAUCAUUUAUACAAUUAUCAAAAGGUAUUGAAAUUGAAUUGAUUUCCUUGAUUAUUAAUUAUGAUUUACCAUAAUUAAAGGAAUUAUACAUUUAGAGAAUUGGAAGAACUAGUAAAUUUGGAAGAAAGAGCAUUUCCAUUAAUUUUUUAGUAUAAGAAGAUCUUAAAAUGCUAAAUGAAAUUGAAUAAUAUUAUUAAACAAAAAUUGAAGAGAUGCCAAUAAAUUUUACAGAUUUUUUAUGA
Paramecium primaurelia is the source of this 607-nucleotide messenger RNA. Lineage: Eukaryota; Ciliophora; Oligohymenophorea; Peniculida; Parameciidae. The record is from the annotation of a GenBank genome assembly.